CUUUGCUUCCAUCCUAUGGUGAAGUCCUCCAUUUCUUCACAAGAGAACAAUGCCGGGAGGAGAGCCACGUAUAAGCGCUGCAGCAUCGUGCAAGCUUAUUUCUGCUUCCUGAUGUCGGCUCUGGGUGUGACGGCUGGUGCGCAUCGCCUGUGGAGCCACCGUUCCUACAAAGCCAAACUGCCUUUGCGGAUCUUUCUGGCUACAGCUAACUCCAUGGCUUUCCAGAACGACAUCUACGAGUGGAGCCGAGACCACCGUGUUCACCACAAGUACUCAGAGACAGAUGCGGACCCACACAAUGCCCGCCGUGGCUUCUUCUUCGCACACAUUGGUUGGCUCUUCAUGCGCAAGCACCGAGACGUCAUAGAGAAGGGGAGGAAACUGGAUUUCACUGACCUGCUGGAUGACCCCGUCGUCCGAUUCCAAAGAAAGUAUUACAAGAGUUCAGUUGUGCUGAUGUGCUUUGUGAUCCCUACCUUUGUGCCAUGGUACGUCUGGGGUGAGAGCCUGUGGAACGCCUACUUCCUUGCCUCCAUCCUACGGUACACCAUCUCCCUCAACGUCGCCUGGCUGGUCAACAGCGCUGCUCACAUGUACGGCAACCGCCCUUAUGACAAGUACAUCAGCCCCAGGCAGAACACCCUUGUCACUGUGGGAGCCAUCGGUGAGGGUUUCCACAACUACCACCACACCUUCCCAUUUGACUACUCGGCCAGCGAGCUGGGCCUGAAGUUCAACCCGACCACCUGGUUCAUUGACUUCAUGUUUUGGUUGGGGUUGGUCACUGACCGCAGGCAGGUUCCGAAGGAGGUGAUCCAGUCUCGCAAGGAAAGGACUGGAGAUGGCAGUGCUUGAAAAGUAAUGCUUUACUGGGCCAGCACUGUCAUACCUGGGGGUGGGUGGUUGUGCGCCCACCCCCAUGCCUGUGGUGAAUUUAUUUUCUCUGGGUAAAACUAGAUUUUUUUUUUUUUUUAAUUUUUUUCUCAGAUCAGUUGGGCUGAAUUAUUUCCCCAGGAACAGAUUUGGCCCCAGCUUUUUUUUCCUUAUUAGCUGUCUUAUGUCUAAACUUCAGACUAUUAAGUGUAAAAAUGUUACAUAUUAUUUAAUAUUAUAGUUAAACAGAAGAGAGAUUUGAUUUUAGUCACUGUAGUUCAUGUCUGAAAUACAUUGUAAUUUGCUCAUUCAUGGGAAAUGUUGGCAGGUUGGAGGAACUAACUAUCCUUUCCAAGUACAGUUAGGGGAGAUUUUUGUUUCUACUAUUAAUCAAAUAAUGCUUUUGAGAUGCCUCUCUUGGAGGGGAUGGGGCACGGCCCAAUGUGUUGUUUCAACUACAGACUAACAGAAAGGACAGUAACAGCCCUGAUGAAAAACAGGUUGUCCAAGGGGAAAAAUUGGCCUAAAUUCAGUUAGAUGUUAGUUUGAAAACCUGCUUUCUUCUUUUUGUUAGCCCUGUUAGCCAGCCCAGUGCGCUGCUGUCUUUGCUACAUAUGAAAACCAUUUAUUGCUGAGCAGGCUUUUGUGUUGAAGAUUAGUCUCUAUACAGGCCAAAACACCAACUGAUGCUGUGUUUAGAUGAUUCCUUUAUUGUUGCAUUGUAAACUGUAAAGGUACAGAGCUCAACCAUGUCUUAAGCCAAAUAAAGCUUCAGUUUCAAUGUUUGGGGACCUAAGUUAUAUUCUAAUUGGUCAUGGCCAUCAAUGCAUGCAUAUUUUAGCUCCUUUUGCACAAGAGGCCUCUUAAUUUCUUUUUCUGCCUUUGACUAGCAUAUCUUAGAAAACUGACCUUUAUUGAAGUCUGAGUCUCUACCAGUAUUUCAGCUGCAUGCAACAUCCAUUGGUUUCUGAGCAAAAUAUAAAGACAGUUACGUAGUGUCUGAAUUUUAACAGUUGCCUUGUUAAAAAAAAAAAAAAAGAGAAAAAAAAUGUAAAAAAAAGGCAUGUGGAAUUAAUGGGAUAUAUAGCUGUUUGUGUUAGAUGUUAGCCAGUGCAUGAGAGAGGCUUUGUACUGUCAGCACUGGAGCACUUUUGAAGAUAGAGGGCAUGAUUUUCAUUUAUAAAGAUCACCACCUUGCCCCUUGGAGAGGAGUGCCCGUUUUCCAGCUGUGCAGCCCCAUAACCUGGGCAAGGCAGAGAUCUUGAGAUAACUGAGACUCAGGCCCAGAUAUUUUCAGCAAAGAUGUAGAACUGGAAAAAAAAAAACAAAACAAAC
Molecule: messenger RNA, 2208 nt
Organism: Athene cunicularia (burrowing owl)
Lineage: Eukaryota; Metazoa; Chordata; Aves; Strigiformes; Strigidae
Gene: SCD5
Product: stearoyl-CoA desaturase 5
Exons: 5
Coding region: 16-855 (279 amino acids)
Biological process (GO): lipid metabolic process
Molecular function (GO): oxidoreductase activity, acting on paired donors, with oxidation of a pair of donors resulting in the reduction of molecular oxygen to two molecules of water
Source: RefSeq, a predicted model, not a curated record